Molecule: messenger RNA, 882 nt
Organism: Dentiscutata erythropus
Lineage: Eukaryota; Fungi; Glomeromycota; Glomeromycetes; Diversisporales; Gigasporaceae
Source: the annotation of a GenBank genome assembly
AUGUCUGCUAUUACAACCAAGUUCGUCACAAACCACAAACUCACCAAUGAGAUGAGUCUCGAAGAGCUUAGCCAAUAUGCACCGAAAAUACUUGAGCUCUUAACAACUAGCACACUACUAGUAGAUAAAGAAAAAAGGCACCAGGCCCAUAAUCGCCUUCAAAAAGGGUAUGAAUUUAGCAAAGAACAAGCAUUUGCAUUAAUUCCUCACGAGAGAAUUGGGAGAAGUAAAAGCCAACGUAUUAUGAAAGAUAAACUUAGUGAAAAAGAUAUAAAGACAAUAUCUAGAACCUUAGUCGAAACAUCUUGUGAUGCUGUGAUUGCCUUAUCCCUCCUCUCUAGGCUUCAAAGAGAAUUACGGCCCCUUAACGCUUCAGAAAAAAUAAUUUCUGCUACAUUGAAUCCGGAGGUAACUAGGUUAUCCAAUAAAGUUCAAAAGGAGCGUAGCGAGCAACGCGAAAAUGAAGGAAUUGAUUUUCUAGACCACUUCUCGUUAGAAUCAGUCAAGGAAAGAUUGGAUAAAUAUGAUAUAUCAAAUAUACCUGACAAACAGGCCCUAGCCGAUAUAAUGAUAAUGCUCUGUAUUUGUUCGGCUGAAAUUAAAAACUUGCGUAUAUCUAAUGGGACUGUAACUGGAUAUGCAAAAAACCGAGGUCAACAAGAUAUUCCUCGAGUGUUUAGAUUACUAGAAAAGAAUGAGGAGCGGGCUAAGCAACUCAUUACUUGGAUUCAGGAUAAUAUUUGUUCUGGACAGUUAAAGGAACCAGGAAAACUUGGAUCUAUGUACUUAAGUACAUUUCUGAAAAAAGAUGAAUUUAUUCCUGAAAGUGGUGAACCACUACUUCCUAGCUCUUUACGAAAAUUAGGGGCAGUGUUCACUUCU